Gopherus evgoodei (Goodes thornscrub tortoise) is the source of this 10347-nucleotide messenger RNA. It is a transcript of the gene MUC6, whose product is annotated as mucin 6, oligomeric mucus/gel-forming. The coding region runs from base 1 to 10347 and encodes 3448 amino acids. Gene Ontology annotation, molecular function: protein binding. The transcript is spliced from 43 exons. Lineage: Eukaryota; Metazoa; Chordata; Testudines; Testudinidae. Gene Ontology annotation, cellular component: extracellular matrix. The record is from RefSeq and is a predicted model, not a curated record.
AUGGCUGGUGCUGGAGUCAAUGGACCCCGUUGGACUGAUGACUGCCUCAAAGAGGUCCUCUGCUUCAAGUGCACCCCACUGCCCUCGUCCUUACUGGGCUUCAGUGCUGAGGAUCUUGAUCUCUCAAAUGCUGAGUCUUUAGAUACCUUCCGGUGCCUCUUCCUCAUUAUCAGCGAGGAUGAUGACAGUGAAGAGUCCAGCAGCGCAGAAGAUGAUGCUAUGCUGCGUUCAGACAAGGGCUCAUGUUCUACCUGGGGUGCAGGGCAUUUCUCCACCUUUGAUAAUUAUUUGUAUGACUUCUCUGGAUCCUGCAACUACAUCUUCACCACCGUGUGCAAUGAUGUUAGUCCAGACUUCAACAUCCAGUUCCGCCGCGGGGUGAACAAAAAAAUUACAAGAAUCAUCAUAGAGUUGGGACCUGUCGUCAUCACAGUUGAAAAGAACAUCAUUGUGCUCAAGGAUGUUGGUGUCAUCAAGUUGCCAUAUACCAGCAAUGGAAUCCAAAUUGCUCCUUUUGGACGCACUGUCCGCCUGGUGACCAAGCUGAUGGAGAUGGAGCUGGAAGUCAUCUGGAACAAUGACGACUAUCUCAUGGUUAUGGUUGAGAGAAAAUAUAUGAGGAAAACUUGUGGAAUGUGUGGGAAUUUUGAUGGACAGGAACUAAAUGAGUUUCUGAGUGAAGGUAAAUUGCUGGAUGCAUACCAAUUUGCCACUUUACAAAAAAUGGAUGACCCGUCAGAGAUCUGCCCCUCUGAGGAGAUGGCAAUUCCCAGUAUUCCUCGCAAAAAAUAUGCCAGGAUCUGCUCCCAGCUGCUCAACCUUGUGUCUCCAGCUUGCAACGUGUCCAAGAAAGCGUUUGUUAUCCGUUGUCAGCUUGAUAUGCAGGACUGUAGUGAUCAAGGGCAAAGAAACUGUACUUGUGCUACACUGUCAGAGUACUCUAGGCAAUGUGCCAUGUCCAAUCAAGCAGUGUCUGAUUGGAGGAGUGCAGACUUCUGCUCUGUAGGAAAAUGUUCAGCUGACCAAAUCUACAAGGAGUGCGGUUCUCCAUGUGUUAAAACCUGUUCCAACCCAGAGUACAGCUGUUCCAGUUACUGUACAUAUGGUUGCUUUUGCCCAGAAGGCACUGUUCUUGAUGACAUCUCAAAAAAUCGAACAUGUGUUCCCAUUGACCAGUGCCCAUGUACACUGAAUGGGGAGAGAUAUGAUCCUGGCGUUACCAUGAAAGCAACAUGCAGGACCUGUAAAUGUACAAUGGGCCAGUGGAAUUGCAAUGAACUACCCUGCCCAGGAAGGUGUUCCCUGGAGGGAGGCUCCUUUGUCACCACGUUUGAUUCCAGGUCAUAUAGGUUUCAUGGAGUCUGCACAUACAUCCUCAUGAAGAGUUCCAGCCUUCCAUACAAUGGAACCCUGAUGGCUGUGUAUGAUAAAUCUGGUUACUCUCAUUCUGAAACAUCCUUAACUGCUAUAAUUUACCUUUCUGCAAAGGACAAAAUUGUGAUUUCUCAAAAUGAACUUCUCACAGAUGAUGAACUCAAGUGGCUGCCUUAUAGAUCAGGUGACAUCACCAUUUUCAGACAGUCGUCCACCCACAUUCAAAUGUACACCACCUUUGGGCUGGAGCUAAUAGUUCAAACUUGGCCAGUGUUUCACGUCUAUAUAAAAGUUGGACUUCUCUUCAAAGGCAGAACUCUAGGGUUGUGUGGCAAUUACAAUGGAGACACUACAGAUGAUUUCAUGACCAGCAUGGAUAUUAUUGAAGGCACAGCAGCCCUGUUUGUGGACUCCUGGAGAUCAGGGAACUGCCACUCUGCUGCAGAGAGGGACACAGACCCUUGCUCUAUGAGUCAAUUGAACAAAAUGUCUGCAGAGACCCAUUGCUCCAUUCUUACUAAGAAGGGCACAGUGUUUGAGAAAUGCCAUUCUGUGGUGAAUCCUGCUCCUUUUUACAAGAGAUGCAUCUACCAAGCCUGUAACUAUGAGGAGACCUUUCCUUAUAUUUGUUCUGCCCUGGGAUCGUAUGCAAGAGUGUGUGCUUCAAUGGGGCUGAUCCUUGUAAACUGGAGGGACACUGUAGACAACUGCACCAUUUCCUGUACAGGCAAUCAGACAUUCAGUUACCACACUGAAGCCUGUGAUAGGACGUGCCUGUCACUUUCCGACCAAACCCUGGAAUGUUAUCCUACUGACAUCCCUAUUGAUGGCUGCAACUGUCCUAAAGGUACCUACUUGAACCACAGAAGUGAAUGUGUGCGUAAAUCCAUGUGUCCCUGCUACCUGGAAGAUAAGAGAUUCAUCCUACCUGACCAGUCGACUAUAAUUGGUGGCAUUACGUGCUAUUGUGUUAAUGGAAAGAUGAGUUGCACUGGUAAACCUCAAGACCCUGCAGAAAACUGCAAGCCUCCCAAAAAAUAUGUGUCAUGUUCACAGAACUCAGAGAACAAAUAUGGAGCCUCCUGUUCCCCUACCUGUCAGAUGCUGGCCACUGGAAUUGAAUGUGUACCCACUAGGUGUGAAUCAGGCUGUGUCUGCAGUGAUGGGCUGUAUGAGAAUCUAGAUGGAAUGUGUGUACCACCUGAUGAAUGUCCCUGUGAAUAUGGUGGUAUCUCUUAUAAAAAAGGGGAAGAAAUCCACACCGAAUGCAAAACCUGCACCUGUACAAGAGGCAAAUGGAAAUGUGUUCAGAAAUCUAAAUGCUCCUCAACAUGUACCCUGUAUGGAGAAGGACAUGUCACCACUUUUGAUGGACAGCGCUUUGUGUUUGACGGCAACUGCGAAUACAUACUAGCUACGGAUGGUUGCGGUAUGAACAGCUCUCGCUCCACCUUUAAAAUUGUGACUGAGAAUGUCAUCUGUGGGAAAUCAGGAGUCACCUGUUCCAGGUCCAUCAAGAUCCACCUUGAGAAUAUGACACUUAUACUGGCAGAGGAAACCUACUUUGUAUAUGGGGACAAUCCUCUGACACAAUUCCACGUGAAAAAGAAUGCCCUUCACCUGAUGUUCGAUAUCAUUAUCCCAGGAAAAUACAACAUGACUCUUAUCUGGAACAAGCACAUGAAUAUUUUCAUCAAGAUCUUCAGAGAAGCACAGGAUCACCUCUGCGGUUUGUGUGGGAAUUACAAUGGGAACAUGAGAGAUGACUUUGAAACUCGAAGCAAAUACGUGGCAGCAAAUGAACUGGAGUUUGUAAAUUCUUGGAAGGAAAAUCCUAUGUGCGGGGAUGUGUUCUUUGUAGUUGAUCCCUGUAGCAAGAACCCUUAUCGUAAAGCCUGGGCAGAGAGGAAGUGUUCCAUCAUCAACAGUCAGGUCUUUGCUCCAUGUCACAGUAAGGUAUACCGCAUGCCUUAUUAUGAUGCCUGUGUCCGAGACUCCUGUGGGUGUGACUCGGGAGGAGACUGCGAAUGCAUGUGUGAUGCCAUUGCAGUGUAUGCCAAGGCAUGCUUAGAUGUAGGUGUCUGCAUUGACUGGAGAGCCCCAGAGUUCUGUCCCGUCUAUUGUGACUACUUCAACACACACCAAAAGUCAGAUAGUGAGGGCACCUAUAGCUACAAUUAUUGGGAUGAACAAAAUUGCACCUGGCAUUACCGACCUUGUAAUUGCCCACAGCAAAACUACAAAUAUGUCAACAUUGAAGGCUGUUACAACUGCUCACACAAUGAAUACUUUGAUCACGAGGAGGGACAGUGCAAGCCCUGCACAGGACAUGAGCCCAUUAGGACGACCCCUGAAACCUCUACACCUUCAACAGUAACAACAGUACAAACUAAAACACCAAGAAGCACUACUACAGUUGAAACAACAGCUACUACCAUACCACCAGCAGCCACUACAUCUACAGAGUCCACCAUGCACACUAUUUUAAGCACUGCACCAACCACCCUAUCUACUACAAAAGUAACCAUAAAAACACCUAUCACAAUCAAAUCCACUACUCACUCCAUACCAGUAACCACCGUUACGAAAAAGACAACACUGUCAACUACCCCAGUCAUAACAGUAACUGAGAUUACUUCACCAAUAACCACCAGCAAAACAACCAUAUCACCAACCUCAGAAAAACCAGUCACCCCUACAGUCACAGUCAUCUCAACAACUGCAAAGAAACUUACAACUCCACGUAUGACAACAACCAUUACAACACCAACUAUUACAAAGACAUCACCAACUACUUCAUCACUGCCUACUGCUUACACUAGGUCAACGAAAACCAGAAAAACUGCAACGCCAACUAUACACAUGACUGAACCUCUUACAACGACAUAUCUACCCACAAGCUCAACGGAGAGCACCGCAUCAGAGUCCACCACCCCAAGCACCGUAAAAACAACUACACUGACAACAGUUUCUCCAACUACUACGACAACUAAGUCCACAACGCGAACAACACCAGCAGUAACUAAGACCGCAGAAACCCCAACACCGAGAAGUACCAGGAAAACAACACCAACCACAUCUGUCUCUACAACCUCCAAAACCACUGCGUCAACAGAAUCCAGCCCAACCUCCUCAGCCAAAACAAGUCGAAGAAGCACAACUCUGACAAGCACUACAUCUUCCACCAAGUCUACUGAAACCAGUACAACCGCCAUACCAACUACACCCACAACCCUCACUCUCACCACGACUCCCUUCUCCACUACCUCACCAGAGACCACAACAUCAAAGUCAACCCCUACCAUUUCCACUACCUUUACCACUCCCACCACAACCACCACACCAACUACACUCACAACUUUCACUCUGACGACGACGGCCCCGACCAGUACUUCUCCGGAGACCACCGCAUCAGAGUCCACCACUGCAACCACUGUAAAAAUAACUACGCUGAUGACAGUUUCUCCAACUACUACGUCAAUUAAGUCCACAACGCGAUCAACACCAACAGUAACUAAGACCGCAGAAACCCCAACAACGAGAAGUACCAGAAAAACAACACCAACCACAUCUGUCUCUACAACAUCCAAAACCACUGCAUCAACAGUAUCCAGCCAAACCUCCUCAGCCAAAACAAGUCGAGGAAGCACAACUCUGACAAGGACUACAUCUUCCACCAAGUCUACUGAAACCAGUACAACCACCAUACCAACGACACCCACAACCCUCACUCUCACCACGACUCCCUCCUCCACUAGCUCACCAGUGAGCACAACAUCAAAGUCAACCCCUACCACUUCCACUACAUUUACCACGCCCACCACAACCACCACACCAACUACACUCACAACCGUCACUCUGACGACGACGGCCUCGACCAGUACUUCUCCGGAGACCACCGCAUCUGAGUCCACCACCGCAAGCACAGUAAAAAUAACUAUGCUGACGACAGUUUCUCCAACUACUACGUCAACUAAGUCCACAACUGGGGCAACACCAACAGGAAAAGAGCCAACGAUACCUACUACUCCAUCCUCACCUGUAACUAAGACCACAGAAACCCCAACAACGAAAAGUACCAGGAAAACAACACCAACCACAUCUGUCUCUACAACCUCCAAAACCACUGCGUCAACAGAAUCCAGCCCAACCUCCUCAGCCAAAACAAGUCGAAGAAGCACAACUCUGACAAGGACCACAUCUUCCACCAAGUCUCCUGAAACCAGUACAACCGCCAUACCAACGACACCCACAACCCUCACUCUCACCACGACUCCCUUCUCCACUACCUCACCAGAGAGCACAACAUCAAAGUCAACCCCGACCACUUCCACUACAUUUACCACGCCCACCACAACCACCACACCAACUACACUCACAACCGUUACUCUGACGACGACAGCCCCGACCAGUACUUCUCCAGAGACCACCGCGUCUGAGUCCACCACCGCAAGCACCGUAAAAAUCACUACGCUGACGACAGUUUCUCCAUCUACUACGUCAACUAAGUCCACAACGCGAUCAACACCAACAGUAACUAAGACCACAGAAACCCCAACAACGAGAAGUACCAGGAAAACAACACCAACCACAUCUGUCUCUACAACCUCCAAAACCACUGCGUCAACAGAAUCCAGCCCUACCUCCUCAGCCAAAACAAGUCGAAGAAGCACAACUCUGACAAGGACCACAUCUUCCACCAAGUCUCCUGAAACCAGUACAACCGCCAUACCAACGACACCCACAACCCUCACUCUCACCACGACUCCCUUCUCCACUACCUCACCAGAGAGCACAACAUCAAAGUCAACCCCGACCACUUCCACUACAUUUACCACGCCCACCACAACCACCACACCAACUACACUCACAACUUUCACUCUGACGACGACGGCCCCGACCAGUACUUCUCCGGAGACCACCGCAUCUGAGUCCACCACCGCAAGCACCGUAAAAAUCACUACGCUGACGACAGUUUCUCCAACUACUACGUCAACUAAGUCCACAACGCGAUCAACACCAACAGUAACUAAGACCACAGAAACCCCAACAACGAAAAGUACCAGGAAAACAACACCAACCACAUCUGUCUCUACAACCUCCAGAACCACUGCGUCAACAGAAUCCAGCCCAACCUCCUCAGCCAAAACAAGUCGAAGAAGCACAACUCUGACAAGGACCACAUCUUCCACCAAGUCUCCUGAAACCAGUACAACCGCCAUACCAACGACACCCACAACCCUCACUCUCACCACGACUCCCUUCUCCACUACCUCACCAGAGAGCACAACAUCAAAGUCAACCCCGACCACUUCCACAACAUUUACCACGCCCACCACAACCACCACACCAACUACACUCACAACCGUCACUCUGACGACGACAGCCCCGACCAGUACUUCUCCGGAGACCACCGCCUCUGAGUCCACCACCGCAAGCACCGUAAAAAUCACUACGCUGAUGACAGUUUCUCCAUCUACUACGUCAACUAAGUCCACAACGCGAUCAACACCAACAGUAACUAAGACCACAGAAACCCCAACAACGAAAAGUACCAGGAAAACAACACCAACCACAUCUGUCUCUACAACCUCCAAAACCACUGCGUCAACAGAAUCCAGCCCAACCUCCUCAGCCAAAACAAGUCGAAGAAGCACAACUCUGACAAGGACCACAUCUUCCACCAAGUCUCCUGAAACCAGUACAACCGCCAUACCAACGACACCCACAACCCUCACUCUCACCACGACUCCCUUCUCCACUACCUCACCAGAGAGCACAACAUCAAAGUCAACCCCGACCACUUCCACUACAUUUACCACGCCCACCACAACCACCACACCAACUACACUCACAACCGUCACUCUGACGACGACAGCCCCGACCAGUACUUCUCCGGAGACCACCGCCUCUGAGUCCACCACCGCAAGCACCGUAAAAAUCACUACGCUGACGACAGUUUCUCCAUCUACUACGUCAACUAAGUCCACAACGCGAUCAACACCAACAGUAACUAAGACCGCAGAAACCCCAACAACGAGAAGUACCAGGAAAACAACACCAACCACAUCUGUCUCUACAACCUCCAAAACCACUGCGUCAACAGAAUCCAGCCCAACCUCCUCAGCCAAAACAAGUCGAAGAAGCACAACUCUGACAAGGACCACAUCUUCCACCAAGUCUCCUGAAACCAGUACAACCGCCAUACCAACGACACCCACAACCCUCACUCUCACCACGACUCCCUUCUCCACUACCUCACCAGAGAGCACAACAUCAAAGUCAACCCCGACCACUUCCACUACCACGCCCACCACAACCACCACACCAACUACACUCACAACUGUCACUCUGACGACGACGGCCCCGACCAGUACUUCUCCGGAGACCACCGCAUCUGAGUCCACCACCGCAAGCACCGUAAAAAUCACUACGCUGACGACAGUUUCUCCAACUACUACGUCAACUAAGUCCACAAUGCGAUCAACACCAACAGUAACUAAGACCACAGAAACCCCAACAACGAAAAGUACCAGGAAAACAACACCAACCACAUCUGUCUCUACAACCUCCAGAACCACUGCGUCAACAGAAUCCAGCCCAACCUCCUCAGCCAAAACAAGUCGAAGAAGCACAACUCUGACAAGGACCACAUCUUCCACCAAGUCUCCUGAAACCAGUACAACCGCCAUACCAACGACACCCACAACCCUCACUCUCACCACGACUCCCUUCUCCACUACCUCACCAGAGAGCACAACAUCAAAGUCAACCCCGACCACUUCCACUACAUUUACCACGCCCACCACAACCACCACACCAACUACACUCACAACCGUCACUCUGACGACGACAGCCCCGACCAGUACUUCUCCGGAGACCACCGCCUCUGAGUCCACCACCGCAAGCACCGUAAAAAUCACUACGCUGACGACAGUUUCUCCAUCUACUACGUCAACUAAGUCCACAACGCGAUCAACACCAACAGUAACUAAGACCACAGAAACCCCAACAACGAAAAGUACCAGGAAAACAACACCAACCACAUCUGUCUCUACAACCUCCAAAACCACUGCGUCAACAGAAUCCAGCCCAACCUCCUCAGCCAAAACAAGUCGAAGAAGCACAACUCUGACAAGGACCACAUCUUCCACCAAGUCUCCUGAAACCAGUACAACCGCCAUACCAACGACACCCACAACCCUCACUCUCACCACGACUCCCUUCUCCACUACCUCACCAGAGAGCACAACAUCAAAGUCAACCCCGACCACUUCCACUACAUUUACCACGCCCACCACAACCACCACACCAACUACACUCACAACCGUCACUCUGACGAUGACAGCCCCGACCAGUACUUCUCCGGAGACCACCGCCUCUGAGUCCACCACCGCAAGCACCGUAAAAAUCACUACGCUGACGACAGUUUCUCCAUCUACUACGUCAACUAAGUCCACAACGCGAUCAACACCAACAGUAACUAAGACCGCAGAAACCCCAACAACGAGAAGUACCAGGAAAACAACACCAACCACAUCUGUCUCUACAACCUCCAAAACCACUGCGUCAACAGAAUCCAGCCCAACCUCCUCAGCCAAGACAAGUCGAAGAAGCACAACUCCGACAAGGACCACAUCUUCCACCAAGUCUCCUGAAACCAGUACAACCGCCAUACCAACUACACCCACAACCCUCACUCUCACCACGACUCCCUUCUCCACUACCACACCAGAGACCACAACAUCAAAGUCAACCCCUACCACUUCCACUACCACGCCCACCACAACCACCACACCAACUACACUCACAACUGUCACUCUGACGACGACGGCCCCGACCAGUACUUCUCCGGAGACCACCGCAUCUGAGUCCACCACCGCAAGCACCGUAAAAAUCACUACGCUGACGACAGUUUCUCCAUCUACUACGUCAACUAAGUCCACAACGCGAUCAACACCAACAGUAACUAAGACCGCAGAAACCCCAACAACGAGAAGUACCAGGAAAACAACACCAACCACAUCUGUCUCUACAACCUCCAAAACCACUGCGUCAACAGAAUCCAGCCCAACCUCCUCAGCCAAGACAAGUCGAAGAAGCACAACUCCGACAAGGACCACAUCUUCCACCAAGUCUCCUGAAACCAGUACAACCGCCAUACCAACUACACCCACAACCCUCACUCUCACCACGACUCCCUUCUCCACUACCACACCAGAGACCACAACAUCAAAGUCAACCCCUACCACUUCCACUACCACGCCCACCACAACCACCACACCAACUACACUCACAACUGUCACUCUGACGACGAAGGCCCCGACCAGUACUUCUCCGGAGACCACCGCAUCUGAGUCCACCACCGCAAGCACCGUAAAAAUCACUACGCUGACGACAGUUUCUCCAACUACUACGUCAACUAAGUCCACAACGCGAUCAACACCAACAGUAACUAAGACCACAGAAACCCCAACAACGAAAAGUACCAGGAAAACAACACCAACCACAUCUGUCUCUACAACCUCCAGAACCACUGCGUCAACAGAAUCCAGCCCAACCUCCUCAGCCAAAACAAGUCGAAGAAGCACAACUCUGACAAGGACCACAUCUUCCACCAAGUCUCCUGAAACCAGUACAACCGCCAUACCAACGACACCCACAACCCUCACUCUCACCACGACUCCCUUCUCCACUACCUCACCAGAGAGCACAACAUCAAAGUCAACCCCGACCACUUCCACUACAUUUACCACGCCCACCACAACCACCACACCAACUACACUCACAACCGUCACUCUGACGACGACAGCCCCGACCAGUACUUCUCCGGAGACCACUGCCUCUGAGUCCACCACCGCAAGCACCGUAAAAAUCACUACGCUGACGACAGUUUCUCCAUCUACUACGUCAACUAAGUCCACAACGCGAUCAACACCAAAAGGUAAACAAACCUCCACCAUAGGAGAUUGA